AUGGCCUUCCAAGAGGUGUUCAUCAACCAACUACUUACAUCACGCAAGUCUUUGGCCCCUACAAAGGUCGUGUCUGCGGAACAACCCACAAUGAUUACGAAUAUCCUGAGUCCAUUAUUCUUCCUAUACUUUGGUCUCGCUCAAGCUUUUUACCUCCCCGGUGCUGCGCCCCAUAAUUAUGUUGAAGGCGACAAUGUUGAUCUCUUUGUCAACGCAUUAACGCCAAUGCGUUCUCUCACUAACGAGAAAGUGAUCAAAAUGCUCAAAGACAACGAUACAUGCAGAACUCUCUGCGUCGUCUCAGAUGUGACUGGCGAUGAGGCAAAGUUCAUCAAUGACCGCAUACGGGAAGAUUAUGCGAUAAACUGGCUUAUUGAUGGACUACCAGCCGCUGAAAUGAAGAUCGAAGCGAAAACGAAAGAGCUAUUUUUCGACAUGGGAUUUAACCUUGGGGAUAACGAAGGCAAACAUCAAAAUCUACCAGCACUUAAUAACCAUUAUGAAAUUGUGCUCAGGUACCAUCGUCCAACCCCGGAAACAUACCGUGUCGUUGGUGUCCUCGUCUGGCCUGCAAGCAUUGGUGGCGUUCAAACCUCAACUCCCAAUUGUGAUUCGAGGAAUGCCCAACCUUUGAUACUGAGCGAAGACCGCUCACAGUCUAUUCGAUAUACUUACAGGGUGUCGUGGAAUGAAUCGGAUACCCCUUGGGCGACACGUUGGGACAAUUAUCUUCAUAUCUUUGACCCUCGAAUUCACUGGUUCAGCUUGAUAAAUUCGAUAGUUGUCGUCGUUUUGCUAUGUGUUAUGGUAUCCAUGAUUCUGGUUCGCACCGUUUCUCGUGAUAUCAGUCGCUACAAUGCUAUUGAAGUUAGCGAAGAUGUACAAGAGGACUGGGGCUGGAAACUUGUCCACGGAGAAGUCUUCCGCGCUCCAAGGAACUCUUUACCACUUUCAGUUCUGGUCGGUAAUGGUUCGCAGUUAAUGGCUAUGACAAUUGUGACUUUGGUGUUCGCCUUGAUGGGCUUCUUGUCACCUUCUAAUCGUGGAUCUUUGGCUACUGUGAUGAUGGUUUGUUGGUCAUUCUUCGGAAGCGUUGGCGGAUACUUCUCAAGCAGAGUUUAUGCCUCUCUUGGUGGCACAAAUCGGAGAAAAAAUGCGUUUGUUACUGCCACUGCUCUGCCGACGUUCAUUUUCAUCAUCGUUUUCCUUCUGAACUUUUUCCUACUGUCUGCUGGUUCAUCAGGCGCUGUUCCAUUCGGUACCAUGUUGCUCAUCAUCAUUAUGUGGUUUGGUAUCUCUGCGCCUCUAUCUGCUAUUGGUUCCUAUUUUGGAGCCAAACAUGGUCGCAUACAAAACGUCGGUCGAGUGAACCCUAUACCAAGACAGAUUCCUCCCGGCCCUAAAUACCUCAGACCCUUGGCGGCGUCGCUUCUCGGCGGAAUUCUUCCAUUUGGGGCCGCAUUUGUUGAGCUGUACUUUGUUCUGUCUAGUCUUUUCGCCUCCAGGGCAUACUAUGCCUUUGGAUUCCUGGCUCUAACCGCUGGUGUUGUUGCUCUGACAACUGCGACAGUAACAAUCCUAUUUACGUAUUUUCUCCUGUGUGCUGAAGAAUAUAGGCAGGCAUGGCAUUGGCGAUCCUUCCUCAUUGGCGGAGGCAGCGCAUUCUGGGUCAUGACCUACGGACUCUUCUAUUGGGCUACACAACUUAGAUUAGAAUCUUUCUCCAGCGUAGUUCUAUACUUGGGCUACCUGUUUCUCAUUUCUGUCCUUGAUUUCUUGGUAACAGGAACUAUCGGAUUUUUUGCGUCGUACUGGGUUAUUAGAAAAAUUUACAGUGCUAUUCGCGUUGAUUAA
This is a messenger RNA of Psilocybe cubensis, 1854 nucleotides long. RefSeq lists its product as uncharacterized. The record is from RefSeq and is a predicted model, not a curated record. The coding region runs from base 1 to 1854 and encodes 617 amino acids. NCBI's taxonomy places the organism in Eukaryota, Fungi, Basidiomycota, Agaricomycetes, Agaricales, Agrocybaceae. The transcript is spliced from 17 exons. Gene Ontology annotation, cellular component: membrane. Gene Ontology annotation, biological process: protein localization to membrane; vacuolar transport.